Messenger RNA from Oryzias melastigma (Indian medaka), 6577 nucleotides. RefSeq names its product rho guanine nucleotide exchange factor 28. The transcript has 39 exons. The record is from RefSeq and is a predicted model, not a curated record. Gene Ontology annotation, biological process: regulation of Rho protein signal transduction. NCBI's taxonomy places the organism in Eukaryota, Metazoa, Chordata, Actinopteri, Beloniformes, Adrianichthyidae. Gene Ontology annotation, molecular function: guanyl-nucleotide exchange factor activity; protein binding. The coding region runs from base 428 to 5782 and encodes 1784 amino acids.
UUAGCUCGAUCUCAUUCAAUGGAGGGUGACCGAUGCCUUAAAACUAAUAAUAAACACAUAUUUAGAACUUUACUUCAUGAAUUUAAUUAUUUUGGUGGUUUUAUGGGGGUCAUUUCUAUGCUAAUUUCCUCAUUUUAUUCGUAUUAGUGUAGUGUUCCAAUCAAUUUUAUCGCCGUCCACUGGGGGGCGCUCCCCCGCAGAUGGACCCGCCAACUUUCUGCCGUUGGAAGGAAUUUGGAGACGGAAGACGGGCAGCAUCAAAACUGAAGGAUGCGGGGCUCAGACCGCAGACAGCGGCGGUACCGAGCGGGAGCCGGAGCACAGCUCGAUUAUCACGACGUUAAAAUAUUAUGAAUCCGAAUUUAGGCCUUUUAUUUCCAUUUUAGGACUUGUGUUUGGGAGAUUUAGCUCUUGAAAAGCUGUCAAAAUGAAGCUAAGCAGGAGGAAAGUGCCUCUAUAUGGUGAAGCAAAGGUGUUCGCACUGCUGGAGGGUUUGGAUUCUGUGCCAGAGGAUGUUGAGGUGUAUGUAGUUCUGGAAGGGUCCACGCUGACCCAUGUAGCCAGAGCUCAGAGUGAUGUCAUGCUCUGCUUCAUCGUGCCUGGUCACAACCUGCCUGAGAUGGUCUCUGUCCAGGCCUAUCUGUCCUCUGAUAGCAUGCCUCUCACCUGGGCAGGUGCGUCUUCACUAGAGUAUGUGUACGAUGACGCUCAGGAGCUGGCAGAACACCUUGUUGUUCAUGGACAUUGCUUGAGCUCCACAGACCAUAAGGAGCUGAGCAGCCUCUUUGGCCUGAGUCAGGAGAGCUCUCGCUGGGCUGUGGAUCGCAGAGUCGCCCUGGCGAUGGCCAACCUCGAUUUCCCCUCUAAGUGGAAUGUGCUGGGGACCCACAGCGGAAAUGCAGAUCGCAGUCCCAGAGAAUCCCCCCUCCACCUGGCUGUGCGGUGGGGUCUCCAUCGGCUUGCAGAGCUGCUGCUCUGUCAGCCGGGGGGGUUGAUGGCUGCCAAUCUCCCAAAUGAAGAAGGAGUCACCCCCCUGCAGCUGGCCCAGAGAGCGGGCAACACGGACCUCGUCAAGCUGCUAUUGGAGCCUCCCAACCCUCUAGCCACGCCCCCCGCCGGCCUGUCUCAGGUGUGGGUAGACCAGUCUCGUCUGCUGAGGUUUUGUCACGACACAGGAAACCUGACUCUGACUGCCCGACAAAACCCCAGGUGGAGCGCACAGCAGAGCCGGCGCGCUCACAUCCUAAUUCUGAGAGACCGGCUCAGAGACAUGGACUUCCUCAAAGAGAUCAAAGCACUCAGGCGGGAACGUCCAAAGACCGUCUUUGGGAAGGAGGAACUGGUGGAUGAUCCUGAAGACAGUGAGCUGUACUCUGGCAUUAAUGGUGAAAAAGAAGACAAUCUUCCCAGCUUCUAUUGUGGGGACAUCGAGGAGCCGCUGAUGUUUUGCCUGAACGAGGAGGAUGAAGAAGACGACCCGUCACAGUCUGACUCUGAGAAAAGUCAGUCCAUAAGGGAGAGCCAGGCCUCAUCCCCAACGCUGGCCGCAGUGGCCAGACUGUCAGCGAUGAUGCACGGCCAAGACCGGGUCUACGCCAACGCCAUGCUGGUGGGCCAGGUGGACGACGCUGAUAUAAGUUAUCGCCCCCCAAGAAAGGAAGAGGUUCCGUCCCACGCCGGCCUCUCCUGUUGGAAUUCCUUCUCUCCGAGGGCUUUUGAUUCAGAGAGCCUCUCUCAGAACCCUUACCCGCCAUCACCCGACCAUCACGAGCCAAGGGAGAGCCGAGCUCCCGGCCUGGACAAUCCUCGCAUGUCUUCCCCCUCUCCCUUUGCUUCCUCCCCGUCUUUCCCUUCCUCCCCCCAGACUUCCCUUUGUUUGUCCGAGGAAGCGCAGAGACGUCAGCCGCAGACCUACUCCCCCCUCUCUCCUGGUUUGAACUGCCGAGGCUGCAGUUUGACAGAUGCAAACGUGGGCCUGAGCCCAAGUUUAGAGUGUGACAGUGGGGAUGAAGACAUACUGGGACACUCCUACCCCUCGUCCUUAAAGCACAGACCCAUUCUGAGAUCCAGCUCGGGAGAGGAGAGAGGCUCCUUUGACGCCUCACCGGAUUUUAACCGCUCUCACUCUGACAUCACACCCAAAACCACCAAGAGUUCAGAGGACCCUGAAGUUCGUCUGCGCUCGUACUCCUACUCCUCCCCCAAAGCUAAGCCCUCCCGACCCCUGCUCAACCGAGACUCGGCCAUCACUGAUCUAGAAGAAGGUGGUACGAUCGGCAGCAGCGGUCGUUCUCUGCUUCAAGCUUUAUCACUUUCUAAAUCACUUUCUCGUCUCAACCAAGUUAAGCAGAGAGCGCUCAACCUGACUGAGACGCCCAGAGAAAAGAGGAUCGAGGAUGAGGAGUGGGAUAAAUACAUAAUCCCUUCAAAAGUUGAGACAGAGAAGUAUAAAGUGAGCCGGACCUUCAGCUUUCUGAAGAACAGGAUGUCCAGCACUCGGAACAAGACCAAGGUGAAAGGAAAAGACAUGAAGGAAGGGAAGGAGAAGUCAGGAGCCGCUAACGGACACCAGUUUGUUCCCGUGUCUCAGCCGGCUCCGGCUCUCUGUGUGGGCUGUGACAAGCCGGUUUCUGGGAAGGAGCUGGUUCAGUGCUCCAGCUGCUUCGUUAACGUCCAUAAAAACUGCAGAGAGUCCGCUGCAGCUUGUGGAAAGAAGCUGCAGCCGGAGAGGAAUGCAGCGUUGGUGAAAAACAAGACCAUGUCUCUCCCUCACAACUCGAUCAAGGAAAACUCCGUUUUCUCCUCGUCUUCCUCCUCCCCUUCUUCAAUGUCAACAAGAGAAAAAAGAGAAGCAGUCGGCCAUUUUUCCAAAAGCUUGUCCUUGUCUGUAGAUAGCAGCAGAGGACUGAGUGACGUCGCAGAGGCGGACAGCGAGUGCAGCAUGGCAGCUUUCCUGAGCAGUUCACUGUCUGAGGAGGGGUCACAAGUCACCUCCCCCUCCACCGACCUGCCAAUCAGCACGCAGGAUCCAGUUGACGCUCCUGUACUGAGUGAGCUGUCGGCCGAUCAGCUGGGACUUGAUGCCGAGUCGUGGAGUCUCGCCGUCACUCGGGACUUUUGCAGGAAACUCGACAGACGCACCAUCAAACGGCAGGAUGUUAUUUAUGAGCUGAUGCAGACAGAGCUGCACCACAUCCAGACUCUGACGGUCAUGUCGGAGGUCUUCCGGAGGGGCAUGCUGGAGCAGCUGCAGCUGGACUUGGACUGCGUGGCGCGGAUCUUCCCGUGCCUGGACCCGCUGCUGCUGUUCCACAGAAACCUCUUCCGAACUCUGCAGGAGCGCCGUCACGCGUCGUCGCAUCCCGAGAACUCGCAGAAUUACCUCAUCCAUCAAAUUGGCGACAUACUUCUUCAGCAGUUUUCAGAUGAGAAUGCAGAGAAGAUGAAGCAGCUGUAUGGAGAGUUCUGCAGUCACCACAUUGAGGCUGUGAAUGUUUUCAAGGAGCUCCAGCAGCAAAACAAAAAACUUCAAAACUUUGUUCGACAACAAAGCAAUAACUCUCUUGUCAGACGAAGAGAGGUCCCAGAAUUCAUCCUACUGGUCACUCAACGCAUCACCAAGUAUCCUGUGCUGCUGGAGAGGAUUUUACAGCACACCCAGGAGGAAAGUCAAGAUCACCUGGACUUAUCAAAGGCUCUGGCACAGAUCCGAGACAUCAUCGCAGGAGUGGACCUGACUGUCAAUAAGUAUGAGAAAUGUCAGGAGCUGCAGGAAGUUCUCACCAGGCUGGAUAUCAAGAGCUUUGCCAAACUCAAGAACGGGAAAGUUUUCCGCAAACAGGAUCUGCACAGCAAACACAGGAACCUUCAACACAAAGGGCUGGUCUUCUGGAAAACGGCCACAGGGCGGCUAAAAGACACUUUGGCUCUUUUACUCACGGAUGUUCUGGUUUUCUUACAAGAGAAAGACCAGCGCUUUAUAUUUGCCUCUGUGGACCAAAAGCCUCCAGUGAUCCCUCUGCAGAAGCUCAUCGUUCGAGAAGUAGCCAAUGAGGAACGAGGAAUGUUCCUUAUCUCUGCCUCCUCAGCGGGGCCGGAGAUGUACGAGGUUCACACCAGCACCAGAGAGGAGAGGAAUGCAUGGAUGAGGCACAUCCGGCAGGCCGUGGAGAGCUGUCCUGAGGAAGAAGAGGAGGAGGAGCGAAACACUGAGACCGAGGAAGCCAGACAAGCUGCAGAAGUGAGAAUUCAGAAAAUAAACAAGUUCCAGGAUGCCCUGUUUGGACAGGACCAGCGGAUCUUCCACAGCUUGGAGGAGAAGCUGCAGCUUUAUGCCGAGCUCACCGAGCUGACCCUUCCUUCUCCAGAGGCUGCACCACAUCGCCCCCUACUGGUGCAGCCAACACAAGUCAGCGACGGCGAGACGCCACGUCAGGCCUCCAGUCUGCUCACAGCAGCUCUCAGAGAAGCGGAGAACCUUAUCAACGUCCUCCAGACUCGAAAUGGUUUCUCAACUCAGAGUCAGAGCUCUCCUGUUGGCGACGGCUGCAGCUACAGCAGCGUUCAGGAGUCUCCCUCUGAGCCAGAUUAUCUGAGCACGCUCAGUAUGAGCUCCACUUCUCUUGGAUCCGACAGUGAGUCAGCAGGGCUGGAUAACGUGUCCUGGAGUCCAGCGUCCGAGUUCAGAAAAGCAGACAAAGGGACGCUACUAAAGGUGGCAGAGAGUGUCCAGAACUUGACUCAGCUUCUCUACAGCCUGCAGGCAGCUGUGACUUUCCAGGACAGCUGUUAUGAAGUUUAUAAACUUCUUUUGUUGGAUGGAGAAAAGCAUCAGCUUCGAAACUUCGCCUCUCUUCAAAACUCUUUGGAACAGGAGAAGCAGAAGAAUACUGACAAGAUGAAAGAAGAGAAGAAGAGUAUAGAGAGGAAGAAAGAAGAGGUGGAUGAGGUGCAGAAGCUUCAUGCCAAACUGAAACAGGAGCAGCUGCGCUGGGACAAAGAGUGUUCGGCCCGAGAAAGGCAACAGAGCGAGCAGGAGGUUGUGCUGGAGCAUCGAGAGCAGCAGUGUUUUCUGGAGACGGAGCGUCUGCGCUGCGAGCGUGAGCAGCUGGAGGCGCAGCUGCUGGAGUAUCAGCAAAACCUGGACAGACUCAAAGAGGGCCAGAGGAGCGUGGAACUGGAGAGGAAGAAGAUCGAGACCCAGCAGAGGCUGCUUCAGACCUGGAGACACAGUCGCCAGAGCAGCCUGCCCGUUACAAUACCACUGGAUGGGUACAAGAUGUGCAAUCACAGCCGCACCGGUAGCCUGGAUGGCAGCUGCUCUGUCUACAAAAACGAGGCGGCCUUACUCGCCUCUCUGCAGCAGAACCACCAUCCGACCAACAACAACCAGCAUCAGCACGCGCUCCUGAUGCAGAGGCGGAACCAGGACGGCCCGCCUCACAGCUCCAGCUACCCCUCCGGCUCCAGCCUGAGCGCCAGCCUCUACAACAGCCUCAACACCCUCCUCAGCCAGGCCCACAGCAAACAGCCCCCGGAUAGCCGCCCCCGCCCCCCCGCCGAGCCCCUCCACCCGUUCGGCAGCAGGGCGUCCACACAACCCCACAACGAUCUUCACCUGCAGCCGGACGCGCAACCUCCCAGCCCCUGGAGGUCAGAGGUCACAGGACUUUUUAAGGACGACUUCUUUUCCUCCGCACCCCUUCUCCAACCGCCGGCUUACCUCUCUCUUGAAGGACAAAUCGGAGACGAAGUAGAAGAGGAGAACGUCGUCUACCUCUGAGAGUCCUUCAGAUUUUAACCCUUUUACGCCAGUUUUAUCUUUAACUUUUCAACCGUGAACACGAUCAACGUCGUUCUGGUAGAUUCUGAAGGAGAAAAGCGGCGUGAGCCGCUUUUCUCCUUCAGAAUCUACCAGAACGACGCUGAUCGUUUUUAUCGUUAAAAAGUUACAUAAGUUAAAGAUUUUGUGUUUUAGCGUCACGGAUGUUAAAGGGUUAAAAAAAACAUUGGUCUGUGUGCGUGCUUUUACGUCUACCAUUGUGCCUUUUUCAUUCCUCUUUUCAAAGCCAGCUCUUUUUUAUUUGAUAUUAUUUCGUUCUGUUAAUAUGUCUUUCUGACGCACUUGUGUGGUACUCGUGUUUCAAACACUUUAAAUGAAAGAAUUCAUGAAUGCUCCUUGAGCACUUAAAAAUAUAUUUAAAAAUAUCCAAAUAAGACUCACCCGGUGGUCUAAAGAGAGUUCUCGUCCCUUUUUAUGCUUUUUCAUAGAUGGAAUCAGCAAAGAUGGACUUUUACUGCCAUAAUUGUAUCAUUUUGAUAGAUUGUUGAAUGACAGGCUACCUAUGCACACUUUACUGGAAGAGGGUCUUAUAUAAAUAUGUUCUUUAUUUUAUCACUGAAGUGCCAAAGAUCUUGCUGUCCGAUAAUGAUUUUCUGUAUAAAAAAAAAAAAAAAAAAAGUGGCUUUUUUUCCUGAUAAUUUAUUACAUAAUGAUUGCUUCAUGCACUGCAGCUAUUAAUAAUAUUUGAAUUAUCCUGUCAUAUUAAUAUUUUGUAUAUAAAAGUGUUGUGGCUAA